CAGGAAGUCGAUACGUAGUUGCUCUGCGACACAGUUGUAGCCGGUCGACUGUUGUCCACAUGUGUCCAGAAUGGUGAGAUUUAAAUCAAGGUAUCUGCUCUGUGAAGUCUGUGUGGAGGACCGAAGCAGCUUGUUGCUACUGGAGGAGAGGUCAAUUUAUCAAGCUGUGAAAGCUGCUGUCGCUCGGGCACACGGAGACUACGGUUCGGCAUUGCUCAUUCUGAGCUUCGCAGUGAAGUACGUGAAUGCUCACACAGGCGUUAUCCUAAUACGCUGUAGAAAGAGCCACUAUCGGAUCCUGUGGUCGGCGUUGCCUUUCAUUAGCUGUCUGGAAAACCGAGGACAGAAAGUGCCAUGUUCCAUCAACUGUUUGCAUGUCGGAGGUACAAUCCGGACAUGCCAGAAGUUUCUGGUGAAGUAUAGCACUCAACAGCUCCAUAGGAUGCUACCUCACUGUAAUACUGAAGCUGAGAGAGGGGAAGUGCGGAGGGCGGUGUUGAGCUGCUCUCUUGAGAAAGAGCAAGACGUUGAAGAGGAAGAGGCAGAGGAGGAGUGGGACGAUGAGUGACCACAUAUGAUGGGGAUGCUGCGGAGUGCUGGAACCUGAAGAGGGAUGUUGACCGCGUUGACGUCCCUGAAUCAUCCCCCCCCCCGUGCCACAGUGGAGUGGGUUGGCCAUCCUGACAUCCUGAAGUUUCAGAGGAUGGGUGUGCCGACUGUAAGAUUGUAGGGAGUGAAUUUCACUGAUUUUUGUUCAGUGGGAAUUUGAAUUGCAGUUUACUCUGUUGGAGUAUGCAAGCUCCAAUUUUCAUGUGUUCAUUCAUGGAUAAGUAUAACUUCUCUUAUGUGAUCAAGUGAAUUUUGAAUUGCAAGUGACCAAGUCAAGUAGAGAGUCAAGCUCACUUGAGUAAUGCCGAUUUUCAUUUGUAUAUCCAUUUCAUUUGAUGAUUAAACUUAAUGAUUGGGUAAAUUGUAGUACACAAUGGUAGGUGAGUGAGAUGGUGUAUAUUUGCAGUGUUCAAAUAAAAUUUGACAUUGUCACUUUAUACAAA
This is a messenger RNA of Alosa alosa (allis shad), 1052 nucleotides long. It is a transcript of the gene pop5, whose product is annotated as POP5 homolog, ribonuclease P/MRP subunit. Gene Ontology annotation, molecular function: ribonuclease P RNA binding. Gene Ontology annotation, biological process: tRNA 5'-leader removal. The record is from RefSeq and is a predicted model, not a curated record. Bases 71 to 568 code for a protein of 165 amino acids. NCBI's taxonomy places the organism in Eukaryota, Metazoa, Chordata, Actinopteri, Clupeiformes, Clupeidae. Gene Ontology annotation, cellular component: ribonuclease P complex. The transcript is spliced from 5 exons.